CUUUCUCUGCUGCCAUUUCCAUCCCUCUCCUCGCUUCUCUCUCUCUCUCUCUCUCUCGCCGUCUCUUCUUCUCAGCUUCAGCAGUUGACCGUCUCGUUCGCAUCGCCGUCCGGCGUCGUCUACUUCGCAUGCACGUCGUCGACAACUCCCUUCGCCGAGAAACAGAGCCUCCCCCGGCGCCGAUGACGCACGACGGCCUGUCCACGCCGCUCGCGGGGCCUCCCCCGCCGCCGUCGGCGGCGGAGCCGGGCCGCUACGCUCGCCGGUCCAUCGAGACGCUGGUGGUGGUUCUGGCGGCGAUCACGAUCAUCGGCGUGGUCGCGGGGAUCGUGGCCCGCCUCUGCGGAGGGCGGCUCCUCGGCGGGAGCAGGGAUAACGACAUCGAGGGCUGGGUCGAGAGGCGGUGCAGGAGCUGCAUCGACAGCGGGCUCCCGCCGCCGGAGGAGAAGCCCGCGGAGGCGCCGGCGCCGGAGCUGGAGCAAGCGGAGAAGAAGUGAAGCGGGGCUGCUGCUGGGAGACGGUGAGUUUUUUUCUUUUUUUUUUAGUCAUUUUCUUCUUUUUUUGUGGUGGUUUUCUUUUUAUUUGUUUAAGGGAGAUAGGAGGGGUAAAAGCGUAAAAGGAGGGAGAGGGUAUGUAGUGCCCGUGAUCAGUAAUAAGGUUUGAAAAUAUAUGGGAAUGGUGUUGCAGAGUUGGUUUGAGCUAUUGCUCACUUAUUCUCUUUGCAAUUAGAGGUUCUAAUGUGUUAGCAAUACGAAAUAUUUCAUUUUACUCUUGGAAA
Molecule: messenger RNA, 778 nt
Organism: Eucalyptus grandis
Lineage: Eukaryota; Viridiplantae; Streptophyta; Magnoliopsida; Myrtales; Myrtaceae
Exons: 1
Coding region: 129-497 (122 amino acids)
Source: RefSeq, a predicted model, not a curated record